GCAAAAAACGAAAAGCACCCUGACUCGACACGUAUCGUGCUACCAUCGGGUAGCAUCGACUCGAAUAACCGUGCAAGGUCGUCAAAAGACUUUCAAACUGUCGUCGCUGACGGGCGUCGUAGUAGCCUGGAGAUCCGGAAGAACGAGGACUAAGACGUUACCAACCUGAGAGGCGUUAAAGCCGUAGCAACGGGGGAACGAGAGAGAGAAAGGAAGCUGUAGAGAUACGGGGCGUUGCCGCCGUCAUCCAAGAACAAGAAUUCUCGGUUUACGAGCUGAUAUUGUGAUUAAAACAAAAAAAAGCAAGUGUAAAAAAAACGAGCCAAAAGUAAGAUUUAUAAGAAAAGCCUUGAGUAACUGACGACUAAGAAGCAGAAAGCAGAAAGACAAAAAGCCACAAUCAUUUGAGGGGAGUUACGUAACGAGGGAUUCGUUGAAAUUUCUUGAAUAUCGUCGAUAGUUUACCAAAAGCUUAACGAUGGGUACUUUGAACGUAAAUCGCGGUGUUAGCGAUGCUUUUUACCGGUACAAAAUGCCCCGCAUCCAAGCGAAAGUGGAGGGCAAAGGGAACGGAAUAAAAACGGUUAUCGUUAAUAUGGUGGACGUCGCCAAAGCAAUUGGACGUCCGGCUACUUAUCCGACCAAGUAUUUCGGUUGCGAGCUCGGUGCCCAGACUCAAUUUGAUUUCAAAAACGAGCGUUUCAUCGUAAAUGGUUCGCACGAGGCAAAUAAACUUCAGGAUCUUUUGGAUGGGUUUAUCAGGAAAUACGUUCUUUGCCCGGCGUGCGACAAUCCCGAGACGGAGUUGCUCGUUAGCGCGAAAAAGGGCACGAUAUCACAAGGUUGUAAGGCUUGCGGCCAUCACGGUCUUCUCGAGAGCAAUCAUAAGCUGAACACUUACAUAUUGAAAAAUCCGCCAAGUUUGAAUCCAGCUGCUCAAGGCAGCUCGUUGACCGAGGGCAAACGUGGCAAGCGUUCGAAACGUGCGAACGGAGAUACCAACGGUGAUCGUUCGGGCUCUCCCGAUAACGAAACUUCUACCACCGAUAUCGAUGUCGAAGCGCCCCUCAAAAUCGCCACUGAUGCCGAUGAUGAUGCCAACUGGGCCGUCGACGUUUCCGAAGAAGCUGUUCGCGCUCGUCUUCAAGAUCUAACCGACGGCGCCAAAGGCAUGACCAUUAGCGAAGACCUUGAUAAAACCGAAAAAGAACGCAUGGAUAUUUUUUACAAACUCGUAAAAUGUCGUCGCGACGCUGGACAAUUGGACAAUCACAAAGAAUUCGUUGCCGAGGCUGAACGCCUCGAAAUCAAAACCAAGGCACCUCUCGUACUCGCCGAAUUGCUAUUCGAUCAGGGCAUCGCUGCCCAAGCCAAAAAAUAUCGUGUUCUACUUCUUCGCUUCACUCACGAUGACAUAAAAGCACAGAAGUACCUCUUACGAGGUAUUGAGCAAGUUAUCGCACUACACAAGGACUCUCUCAUGCCAAAAGUUCCCGGAAUUCUCAAGCUCUUCUACGAUUAUGAUAUUCUCGAGGAAAAAGCUUUGUUCGAGUGGGCGAGCAAAGCGAGCAAAAAGUACGUUUCAAAGGAACUGUCGCAAGAAAUUCACGACAAAGCAGCGCCGUUCCUUACGUGGUUGAAGGAAGCCGACGAGGAAGAAUCCGAGUCCGAAGAAGAAGAUGAUGACUUGGAGAUCGAGUAUGACGACAGAGCGAAGCAACCGCUGAAGCAACAGCAGCAGCAGCAGCAGCAAAAACAAUCGGUUAAAAAGCCGAUCGAGGAUGAAUAUGAGGGAGAAGAUUUUGACAUCGAUGCUAUUUAAAUGGAAGAAAAAUAUGAAAACGAUGGAAUACGUUGAUCGGAAACAAUGCAAUUCUCUAUUUAUCUUUCUCUUUUUCUCCCUCCCCUGCGCACACACUAGACACACGAGAGAAAAGAACGAAAUAAGUCACUAUUCAAUAAUUACCCAUCAAACGGUUCGUUAUGAAGAUUUUUCUUCAUUUUUUUUUCCAGUUCGCGUUUUUCAUACACGGGGAGAAUUGUAUUUUCUUUGCCUGAUACAUUGAACGCCUGUUAAUAUCUGUUUAAUUAAAAAAAAAAAGAAAAUGGGAAAAAACUAAUUCACAUACACGUAUACACGCGCACACGUAACACAUAUUAAAUGUUCCUGUAUUGAAACACUGCGAUCAUACGGGGUCGAACAAAUUUUAAAUAAAUUUACAAUCGUUUUCAAUGUUCAGCUGCACUUUAAACUUUAAAAUCGUUGUUUCCAUGAUGAUUUUCUUUUUUCUUUUUCUCCUCUCUCUCUCUCUUUCUCUGUUCCGUUCUUCUGUUCAAUUUUUUUAUAACGCAAUAUCUUUUAAUUAUUACGAUUGUGAGGUCAUUUUAUUCGUGCCUAUUUCUCCCGUCCUCGAAGCACGCGAAUCCUUCCUGUCGCCAUCCAUGUGCUUGCGACUCGAUCCCAACCAAUGUUUUUGACUCUUGGAAAUCUUAUUAAACUAUUAUCUAUACUAAUUAAUCGACGACGAUACCUUUUUCAUCGUGAUUAAUACGAAAUUGUUGAACUGUUGGAAACAAUAAGACAGGAAAACAAAAGCGUUCCUUUUCUCCAUGUAGUACACCAUUUUUUUUAGUGCAUUAAUCGUACUACUUAAAAUGUCCGCAAUUAUGGAUGAAUAUUCGAAUUAUAAUAAACAUUGUUUUAUCGCAAAA
Messenger RNA from Venturia canescens, 2712 nucleotides. It is a transcript of the gene eIF5, whose product is annotated as eukaryotic translation initiation factor 5. Gene Ontology annotation, biological process: translational initiation; formation of cytoplasmic translation initiation complex; formation of translation preinitiation complex. Gene Ontology annotation, molecular function: GDP-dissociation inhibitor activity; translation initiation factor activity; eukaryotic initiation factor eIF2 binding. The record is from RefSeq and is a predicted model, not a curated record. Bases 479 to 1822 code for a protein of 447 amino acids. NCBI's taxonomy places the organism in Eukaryota, Metazoa, Arthropoda, Insecta, Hymenoptera, Ichneumonidae. Gene Ontology annotation, cellular component: cytosol. The transcript has 3 exons.